This is a messenger RNA of Apis florea (little honeybee), 650 nucleotides long. RefSeq names its product odorant receptor 46a-like. The record is from RefSeq and is a predicted model, not a curated record. NCBI's taxonomy places the organism in Eukaryota, Metazoa, Arthropoda, Insecta, Hymenoptera, Apidae. Gene Ontology annotation, cellular component: plasma membrane. Gene Ontology annotation, biological process: detection of chemical stimulus involved in sensory perception of smell; sensory perception of smell. Gene Ontology annotation, molecular function: odorant binding; olfactory receptor activity.
AAUUUUUCCUUUUUCCUUUAAUUUGUGAAAAAUCUUCGAAAACGAACGUAUAGAUACGCUUUUAUGGUACAGGAGAAGUUCAAGAAAAUAAUAGGUAUUCAAAUUUUAUCGAGUACUUUGGUAGUGUGCUUCAUUCUUUACGAAUUGGCGAACACGUCUUUGAUCAGCUCUAAAUUUCUGGAGUUCGUCCUAUAUUUGACGUGCAUGAUGACACAAAUCUUCGUUUAUUGCUGGUACGGGAAUCAGCUCAAAUUAAAGAGUGUCGAGGUUGUGGACACGAUUUUCGAGUUAGACUGGAUCACCCUUGACAACAGAAGCAAAAAAGGUUUGAUAAAUAUAAUGAGAAGAGCGAUGAAUCCGAUCGAGUUGACCUGCGCAUACAUCUUUACGAUGGAUUUAAGAACUUUCGUCAGCAUAUUGAAAAUGUCGUACUCGACGUACAAUUUCCUUCAGAGAACGAAGGAAUCGUAAAUUACAAGGUUUCGAUUAAUCUUUGAUUAAUCUAAUUCGUAAAUAACUUGAUAUCAAAAUUUUCAAGAAUUCGAAAUUUUGUAAUUACAUUUUAAAAUUUGAGUUUAAAAUUUUUCCGUGAAGAAAAUCUUCUUUGAAAUCGAAUUUUAACGAGCUAUACGAUAAAACUAUCUAUUGAA